Messenger RNA from Mesoplodon densirostris (Blainville's beaked whale), 6148 nucleotides. RefSeq names its product ubinuclein 2 (gene UBN2). The record is from RefSeq and is a predicted model, not a curated record. Gene Ontology annotation, cellular component: nucleus. The coding region runs from base 220 to 4221 and encodes 1333 amino acids. The transcript is spliced from 17 exons. Lineage: Eukaryota; Metazoa; Chordata; Mammalia; Artiodactyla; Ziphiidae.
UGGCGGCCGCAACGAUCCUGGCGAUGGCGGUGGAGCCCAUCAGAACAUAGUGGCGGGGAAGGGGGCACAGUCCGCACUCACGGUGGCGUCGGCAGCGACGGCUGAGGGUGGUGGAGGGAAGAAAAGCGACGGAGAGCAAAAGGAAGGGCAGGCAGGCAAACAACUCGGCGUAGAACCGAGCGCCGGCUCGAGCGAAGGCAGAGGGCCAGAACAGUGGGGAUGGCGGAGCCACGCAGAGUAGCGUUUAUUAGCCUGUCACCGGUGAGGCGGCGCGAGGCCGAGUUCCCGGGGGCCGAACGUGAGCCCGACUACCCUCGCGAGCCCCCCCGACUGGAGCCGCAGCCGUACCGGGAGCCGGCCCGGGCGGAGCAGUCGGCCCCGCGGGAGGUUGCCCCCCGGUCGGACGCGCAGCCCCCGCCGCGGGAGAAGCAGCUACCCCAGCGCGAGGUCAGCCGCGCCGAGCCGACCAUGUCGCUGCAGCGCGAGCCCCCUAGGCCCGAGCCGCCGCCGCCGCCGCCGCCGCUCCCGCAGUUGCACUUGCAGCCGCCUCCGCCGCGGGAGUCGGCUUCCCGGGCCGAGCCGCAGCAGAGGCCGCCAAAGGAGACAGUGCGCCUGGAACUGGUGCUCAAGGAUCCCACCGACGAGAGCUGCGUGGAGUUUAGCUACCCGGAGCUGUUGCUGUGCGGAGAACAACGGCAGAAGAAGCCCGUUUACAUGGAAGACCCGUUCAAUGAUGAUCAUCAAGAGAGGCAAGAAGUGGAAAUGUUGGCCAAGAAGUUUGAAAUGAAAUAUGGUGGGAAGCCCCGUAAACACCGGAAGGAUCGGCUACAAGAUUUAAUCGAUAUAGGCUUUGGCUAUGAUGAGACAGAUCCAUUUAUUGAUAAUUCAGAGGCUUAUGACGAAUUAGUUCCUGCUUCUCUAACAACAAAAUAUGGAGGCUUUUAUAUCAACACUGGCACUCUCCAGUUUCGCCAAGCUUCAGAUACUGAAGAAGAAGAAAUUACAGACAACCAAAAGCACAAGCCACCCAAAAUUCCCAAAAUGAAAGAAGAUGAUAUUGAGAUGAAGAAGCGGAAGCGGAAAGAGGAAGGGGAAAAGGAGAAGAAGCCAAGGAAAAAAGUACCGAAACAACUGGGAGUUGUGGCUCUAAAUUCACACAAAUCUGAAAAAAAGAAGAAACGUUAUAAAGAUUCUCUUUCUCUAGCUGCCAUGAUAAGAAAAUUUCAAAAAGAGAAGGAUGCAUUAAGGAAGGAGUCUAACCCUAAAGUCCCAGUGAACUUCUCAACCUCCUCUCUGCAUAAAACCCCCUCUGCUGCUGUGGCAUUGGGAAAUGAUGUCUCGGACUUAAAUCUGAAUAGUGCUGAUCCGGACCUCCCCAUUUUUGUUAGCACAAAUGAACAUGAACUGUUUCAGGAAGCUGAAAAUGCCCUAGAGAUGCUAGAUGAUUUCGACUUUGACAGAUUACUGGAUGCUGCUUCUAAUGGUAGCCCCCUCUCUGAGUCAGGAGGAGAGAAUGGAAACACCACCCAGCCAACCUAUGCCUCUCAAGUUAUGCCCAAGGUGGUACCUACACUCCCAGAGGGUCUGCCUGUCCUUCUUGAAAAACGUAUCGAAGACCUCCGUGUAGCUGCCAAACUUUUUGAUGAAGAAGGAAGGAAAAAAUUCUUUACACAGGAUAUGAAUAAUAUUCUUCUGGACAUUGAGUUACAGCUGCAGGAACUAGGCCCUGUCAUUCGUAGCAGUGUCUACUCCCACCUUGAAGCUUUUGUGCCAUGCAAUAAAGAAACACUGGUAAAACGUCUAAAGAAGUUACAUCUCAAUGUCCAGGAUGAUCGUUUAAGAGAACCUCUGCAAAAACUGAAACUGGCUGUUAGCAAUGUCAUGCCUGAACAGCUAUUUAAAUACCAGGAGGACUGCCAGGCUCGUAAUCAAGCUAAGUGUGCCAAGUUUCAAACAGAUGAAGAACGAGAAAAAAAUGGAUCUGAGGAAGAUGAUGAUGAGAAACCAGGGAAACGUGUCAUAGGACCAAGGAAGAAAUUCCACUGGGAUGACACCAUUAGAACUUUGUUAUGUAACCUUGUUGAGAUCAAAUUGGGAUGCUAUGAGUUAGAGCCAAAUAAAAGCCAGUCUGCUGAGGAUUAUCUUAAAUCCUUUAUGGAGACAGAGGUGAAACCAUUGUGGCCUAAGGGCUGGAUGCAGGCAAGAAUGCUUUUUAAGGAAAGUCGGAGUGUACAUAAUCAUCUUACUUCUGCUCCGGCAAAGAAAAAGGUGAUUCCUGCACCUAAACCCAAAGUGAAGGAGUGUAGUCCAAAAAAGGACCAGAAAACUCCUGCAUCCUUGGUGGCUUCAGUUGGUGGCCCUUCAACGAGCUCUAGCACAUCUGCUGUGGCCUCCACCAGUUCUAGCUCUACACCAGCCCAGGAGACGAUCUGCCUUGAUGACUCACUAGAUGAAGAACUUUCUUUUCAUCCACCUGCACUGGAUCUUGUUUCUGAAGCUUUAGCUGUUAUCAACAACGGGAACAAGGGCCCUCCAGCUGGCUCAAGGAUAAGUAUGCCAACUGCAAAACCUCGUCCAGGACUGAGAGAGGAAAAAUUAGCAAGUAUCAUGAGUAAACUGCCACUGGCUACUCCCAAAAAACUAGAUUCUACUCAGACCACACAUUCAUCAAGUCUUAUUGCUGGCCACACAGGGCCAGUACCAAAGAAACCCCAGGAUUUAGCUCAUACUGGCAUCUCUUCAGGCCUUAUUGCUGGUUCUUCAAUUCAGAACCCUAAAGUUUCCUUAGAACCUUUGCCAGCCAGGCUACUUCAACAAGGACUACAGAGGUCAAGCCAGAUUCACGCUUCUUCCUCUUCACAGACCCACGUCUCCUCUUCUUCCCAAGCCCAAGUUGCUGCCUCCUCUCAUGCUCUGGGAACAUCAGAGGCCCAAGAUGCUUCUUCGUUAACACAAGUAACAAAGGUGCACCAGCAUUCAGCUGUCCAACAGAACUAUGUGUCUCCAUUACAAGCAACUAUUAGUAAAUCACAGACCAAUCCAGUGGUGAAAUUAAGUAAUAAUCCCCAACUUUCCUGUUCAUCCCCACUUAUUAAGUCUUCAGAUAAGCCACUUAUGUACCGCCUUCCCUUAUCUACUCCCCAACCUGGAAAUGGUUCUCAAGGGUCCCACUCCCUGGUUUCUAGGACAGUACCUAGCACCACUACCUCCAGUAACUAUUUAGCCAAGGCGAUGGUGUCACAAAUCUCCACGCAGGGUUUCAAAUCUCCCUUCUCAAUGGCUGCAUCCCCAAAACUUGCCGCAUCUCCGAAACCUGCCACGUCUCCUAAACCCUUACCCUCACCUAAGCCUUCUGCCUCACCCAAGCCCUCUCAGUCAGCUAAGCCUUCAGUAUCAACUAAACUUAUUUCUAAAUCCAACCCAACUCCCAAACCUACUGUAUCCCCAAGUUCUUCCAGUCCAAAUGCACUAGUGGCCCAGAGUAGCCACUCUAGCAGUAACAACCCAUUCCAUAAACAGCCCAGUGGAAUAAACAUCAGCAGACAGUCUCCCACCUUGAAUUUAUUGCCCUCUAAUCGCACUUCAGGCCUUCCAUCUACAAAAAAUCUUCAGGCCCCUCCAAAGCUAACAAACUCAUCAUCCACUGGAACUGUCGGCAAGAAUAGCUUGAGUGGAAUUGCAAUGAAUGUACCGGCCAGCAGAGGUAGCAACCUUAACUCAAGCGGAGCUAAUAGGACUAGUCUAUCUGGGGGAACAGGAAGUGGAACACAGGGUGCUACUAAACCGUUGUCUACUCCACAUAGACCAUCCUCUGCCUCAGGGUCGUCAGUGGUAACAGCCAGUGUGCAGUCCACAGCAGGAGCAUCAUUAUUGGCUAAUGCCUCACCUCUGACUCUCAUGACAUCACCUUUGUCUGUAACAAAUCAAAAUGUGACUCCUUUUGGGAUGCUGGGUGGCCUUGUUCCAGUGACCAUGCCCUUCCAGUUUCCCUUGGAGCUACUUGGCUUUGGAACGGACACAGCUGGAGUGACAGCCACCUCGGGAUCUACCUCAGCCGCUUUCCACCAUAGCCUAACUCAGAAUUUACUAAAGGGUUUACAGCCAGGAGCUCAGCAUGCAGCAACACUUUCCCACUCACCUCUGCCUACACAUUUACAGCAAACAUUUAAUGAUGGAGGCCAAAGUAAAGGGGACACUAAAUUACCGCGGAAGUCUCAGUGACUUCCAGCAAACAAAGGAGAUGACACACUCGGCUGGCUGAUGGAAUCUACCUGAUGGAAAAGUACUCAUGUGGUCAUAGGGCUGCUGUUCUGUCGAUGUUUACAUUCUCUCGUCCCAAGCACUGUGGUGAGGAGGAAAAAGAAAAGAAAACAUGACUUGAGUAAAGCCAGGUGCAGGAGGAAGAAAUGCUUUCGUGCAAAGUUAGUGACCUUUGGUCUCUUCUAAAGAAAGACAAAGUUACCAUAUUAACUGACUUGAAAGAGACUCAGUUGUCAAACCCACAGAAAUACAAAUUUGAUUUUUCCCGGGGGAGGAAGAAGGAAAUUGAGGAUUUGGGUAAACUCCAUCCAUCCUGGGGGUUGGAUCUGAACACUUGUAGACAUAAUUGCAUAAUAAAAGACAAUAUAUCUGAAAUUAGGCCAGUUUGUCAGGAGUAAUGAUCAUGUCUGGGUGGACUGUGCAGCAAAUUUGCCACAAAAAAAGUUAAUGACCCUAUGUCUGAUACAGACAGUAGCUGAGUAUAAAUCGUGUACCCUCAAAAAUCCUGAACAAACUUGAAUCUUCUCCAGUGUGUAGCAACUCCUAUGUAAGUCAGUGGACUAAAGAUGCUUCAGGAAAGUCAUUUUAGCACAGUGAUAUAUAUUACAUUUUUAAGUCAAAAAAUUGAGCCCGUUGCUCUUAACAGACAAAACUUAGAUGUUCCCUUUUUGUAAAAGGGUCAAUUACAUCUUCCAUUCAGAAGCAGGUACUUAACUCUCUUCUUCAGGUGAUUUGUGCAUCUGGUAUUGACUGGUUAAUUCUUAUUUCCAUUCUUGAUGUUAAAACGUGACUGUGUUCACAUUUUCCUCUUUGAGAAAUGGGGAUCUUUGAUACAGGGCUGUGGCUUUGGUCCACUUAGCCUUUGCAGGCCUGCCAGUAUGAACUGUAAAUUUCCCCCAACAUCACCUCAGGUUCACAACGUCUCCUUCUGUUCUUUUAGCUAGUGGUAUUUCAGGUGAUUAUUAACGAUUGAUAUAAACAAGUAUAAGUGUGCAUUACAAUGCUUCCUCAUUGGUCAUUCAAAUGGCAUAUAUGUAUUUUUUUUGGAAUUUUGAAGAUAAUAUUUUAAAGGGAAGAAUUAAAUUAGGAUCAUUAUGUGUACAGGGGAUUAUUUUUAUAACGAUCAUAGUGUAUUUUUACUCCCUAUAUCCAGUGUAGUGAAAUUGAUUUGGAGCAUUUGGGAUUUUAAAGCUUUACUAAUAUUUACUCAGUAUUGAUAUAUGAGUAAACCUGCAGAUAAUAAGACUCCGUUAUUACAGCUUCCUCAUGCAAAUAGCAUAUUCAACAAAGGACGUUAAGGGAGAAAUUUAUGGUUAUGUUUGGAUACAUUUUGUUUGGGUUUUUUUCACUUCAUCAUUGUUCUAGUCUCUCUUUUUUCUUCCUAUUUAGGCUUCUGAAUGUUUUCAAACUGUACUCAAGAAUAGUGUAAGCUUGAUCCAUUAACAAUGACAGACUAACCUAAAAAAACCAGCAUCAGAUUGGUAGUAGCAAGAUUCCUUGCAUAUGUUUUCAUUACAAAUCAUCCUGUUACGUUUACUCAGAUAAGGGUAUUAACCAGGCCCUUUUUUUACUUUCAUGAGCAGAAGUUCCAAAUAGCUUUAGGACUGUGAAUAAAUUAGCACAGAUCUCUUUAGAUCUGUAAGCCUGUAUUUGGACUUCAGAGUCACAUUGGCUUGGUUAUAGCAAAAAAAAAAAAAAGUUAAUAACUGAAAUCUUUAGUUCUAAGAACUUGUUACAGUAAGAGGAAAGGAUUAUUUCAAAGGAAUCAUUGAUAUAAUUACUUGCCUCUAAGAAUUUAGUUUACCGGUAAAGCAAAUAAGAAUGUUGUAUCAACCCUGGUGGAUAUUUUGGAAGGAUAUUGGGAUGGUGCAGAUAGGUUUGACUUGAA